Molecule: messenger RNA, 2146 nt
Organism: Dipodomys ordii (Ord's kangaroo rat)
Lineage: Eukaryota; Metazoa; Chordata; Mammalia; Rodentia; Heteromyidae
Gene: Gp2
Product: glycoprotein 2 (zymogen granule membrane)
Exons: 12
Coding region: 168-1751 (527 amino acids)
Biological process (GO): neutrophil migration
Cellular component (GO): cell surface; apical plasma membrane
Source: RefSeq, a predicted model, not a curated record
CAGAGAGGAAAGUUCUGGGUUCUUACCCCAAGAAACAGAUCGUCUGAAGUCCUGACACCCUUCUAGAACAUUCUACUGCUUUGCUUGCUGUCAAGGUCAUCCCCUUGCUGCAUGGGGAGUGCGCACGCGCUGAAGUGACCUACGGCUCUCACCUUUUGGAAAGAACGAUGAUAGGCUCAGACCUCCUGUGGCUGGCCUUGGCCUCCUGCGUUCUGACCCUGGCAGCUGAGGCGCUCCAAGAAUACAGAAAACCCAGAGAAGCCAGUUCCUAUAAGGUGGACUUGGUAUGUGGAGACCCUGGCACCCCAGAAGCCAACCUCUGUUUUGACCCCUGCCAAAAUUAUACCCUGCUGGAUGACCCGACUCGCAGCACACAGAACACAGAAGAAGUAGAACUGUGUGAUCAGGACAUGCAUGGCUGGUACCGCUUUGUGGGCGAAGGAGGAAUCCGGAUGCCGGAGACCUGCGUCCCAGUGUAUCGAUGCCAGACAGCCGCUCCAUUGUGGCUGGACGGGCCCCACCCUGUCCUGGGCGAUGGCAUUGUCAACCGCACUGUCUGUGCCCACUGGAGCGAAAAUUGCUGUUUCUGGCAGUCGGAGGUGCUGGUGAAGGCCUGCCCGGAAGGGUACCAUGUGUACCGGUUGGACGGCACCCCUGAAUGCUCCCUGAGAUACUGCACAGAUCCCUCCACCGUGCAGAGCUCAUGUGAGAAGGAGUGUCGUCCCGAGGAGGAGUGCCUGGCUCAAGAUGGCGUCUGGAGCUGUGUCUGCAGAAAGGAUCUCAGUGACUCUGAUGUUCACAAUUUGCAGCCUCAGCUGGACUGUGGGGCCCAGGAGAUCAAGGUGAAGCUGGAUAAGUGUUUGCUGGGACCUCUGGGCUUUGGGGAGGAGAUCAUUGCGUACCUGAAAGAUUGGAACUGCAGCAGCGUGAUGCAGACAGAGGAUGGAAACUGGGUGUCCACCACCAGCCCCGUCCAGGCUCAUGCCUGUGGGAAUAUUCUGGAGAGAAAUGGAACCCAUGCCAUUUACAAGAACACCCUCUCCUUGGCCAAUGAUUUUAUCAUCAGGGACUUUUUCGUCAACAUCAACUUCCAGUGUGCCUACCCCUUGGAUAUGAGGGUCAGCCUCCAAACCGCGCUUCAGCCCAUUGUGAGUUCCCUGAAUGUCAGUGUGGAUGGGGCGGGAGAGUUCACAGUCAGGAUGGCUCUCUUCCAAGACCAGAACUACAUGUUUCCUUACGAAGGGAUCAAAGUGGUGCUGCCGGUGGAAUCCAUGCUAUACGUGGGCGCCAUCUUGGAGCAAGGUGACACCUCCAGGUUUAACCUGUUGUUGAGGAACUGCUAUGCCACUCCCACAGAAGACAAGGAUGACCCUGUGAAGUAUUUCAUCAUCCAAAACAGCUGCCCAAAUCAACAUGAUUCCACUAUCCGCGUGGUGGAAAAUGGCAUUUCCGCGCAAAGCCGGUUCUCCGUCCAGAUGUUCAUGUUUGCUGGAAAUCGCGACCUUGUUUACCUGCAUUGUGAGGUCCACCUCUGCGAUUCCCUCCAAGAACAGUGCCAGCCUUUCUGCUCAAGAAGUCAACUCCGGAGUGAAGUGGCGGCCAUCGACCUAGCCCAGGUUCUAGACUUGGGACCCAUCACAAGGACAGGUGCCCAGACCCUUGGCGUCAUGAGCGGAGCCCCUAGCAUGGCAGGAUUCCUGGCAGCCUGGCCUGGCCUCCUCCUGCCUGUCCUCCUGGUUUGGCUGUUCUGAGAACCCGGCAGGGCAUCUGGCCUUGAAGUCUUUGCUUUUCCCUUCCUAGCAAUGUCUACCAUUCACUUUCAGCACAGCUGGGUUGCUCACACAUGACAGGGGCAGACUCAAGGCUGGCCUAGGUUUGGGGGGGGAAAGGAGAGUGUGUUCACUUCCUUUAAUGUAGGAGAAUGUCUUGUUUUCCUCAUUGUGGAAGCUGGUUCUGGACUGGCCGUAUCCUCUUCUCAUUCAUCUGUGGGACUUGGAAAGCAAAUCCUGUGGCUCCCGCCUUUCCUAGAAAUAUUGAGUAGGUUGAUGACUCCUAGAAAGAUGUGUCCUGUUGUGGUGGGGGUGAUCCUUUACACGUGUCUUCCCUCCUGGCUGCUGAUGAACCGCAUACAUUGACCCUUGCAUGG